Molecule: messenger RNA, 1360 nt
Organism: Archocentrus centrarchus (flier cichlid)
Lineage: Eukaryota; Metazoa; Chordata; Actinopteri; Cichliformes; Cichlidae
Exons: 2
Coding region: 7-699 (230 amino acids)
Source: RefSeq, a predicted model, not a curated record
ACAACAAUGGGCGAGAUAGAGGCAAUGGUGUACCUUCUGCUCGGUCUAUGGAUUUUUGUCAGGCUUAGAGCAAGUGAAGCGAGCCAGAGAAGGUUGCAGGCGGCGAGACACAACACCCGUGAGAAGUACAGGAGAGUCCUGGAGGCCAUACAGCAGUAUCAUACCGAAGACGAAAUCAUACGAAGAAGAAGACGCAAGAUGAUGGCUCUCUUGUUGCGAAACAGCCGCCGCCAGCCGUCAGUCUGGACAUUCAUGCGAGCCUCCCAGUGGUGGGACGUUAUUGUUCCUGCGUUCACAAACGCACAGUGGGUGCAGAACUUCAGGAUGUCCCGAGAAGUGUUACACUCCCUCUGCAACAAAUUGCGUCCUGCCAUGGAGCGACGAGACACUACUUUUCGUGAGUGUGUGCCCGUAAGGAAGAGAGUGGGCAAUUGCACUAUGGAAGCUUGCUACUGGCUUCCGACUGCAGAAGCAUUGGACAUCUUUUUGAAGUCAGCAAUACAACCGUGUGCAGAUGUGUGCAGGUUUUUGUGCAGCAGCAGAGACAUUGCUGGUACCCAAACAAUUCGCUAUCCUGACGAAGAGCGGUUCAGAGAAUGGCUGAUUACACUAAGUAUAGAUGGGGGCUCCCACACUGUGUGGGUGCUAUUGAUGGCUCCCACAUACCCAUCAUCGCCCCACAACGUCCACACUGACUAAACAGUAGAUCUACUGGGUGCUGAAACUGUCCACAGCUGUGGAGGUUGGCCACCCGUGGAAAUCUAAUUCCAGCAAAAAGGAAUGAUUGUGAUAUUCAGCUUGUGAAAUCUAUGGUGUUGACAUGCCGCGUGUUGCGACCUUGAAAUAUCCCUUUUAAUCUUAUUUGUAUUUUCAAUUAUUUUGUUGGCAGUAACAGAUUUAAACAAUAAGUAAAUGUUUUAUGUUUCUAUUUUGAUUUUGAUGCCAAAUAUUACUGUGAUUAAUGUUGCUACUAUGGGGUCAGAGUUCAGGAUGUGAUGUCAUCAACUAUCGCGAGGUUGGUGACCGGCGCAACCUCUGGUGAAUGUUUUUGGUUAGUUUUCUCUCGUGCAUCUGUGCUCAUGUUUGUGCCUGCUUUGUGGAAUCAUUCAGAGAAUCGGGAAUAAAAAAAAGUUGCUUGUCUUUUUAAGAGGGCAACACGCGCUCUGCAUAAUUUGUGUGAAACUUACGGAGAGACUUAUGAGACUUCAUGGGAUGUGCCCAUAGCUUCUGCACCACAGCCAGUGGUGGCAUUGUACGAAAAGCGCUGAUGCAGUGCAUCCUAAACAACAGUUAAAUGUUAUGUCCUUUCCAUUGCGGGCCCUCGUGUGGUUUUUGUUGUAUCACAAUGACAUAUUUCAAU